Molecule: messenger RNA, 954 nt
Organism: Aspergillus tanneri
Lineage: Eukaryota; Fungi; Ascomycota; Eurotiomycetes; Eurotiales; Aspergillaceae
Exons: 2
Coding region: 1-954 (317 amino acids)
Source: RefSeq, a predicted model, not a curated record
AUGGCGAGCCGUUCACAGCAUGGCUGGCGGUCUGGAAACCGCCUGAAGCCUGUAUCGGACUCGCUGGAGGCUGUGGGGUUUGUAUCUAAAGGGGAUCGCAAAUUGCUCGAUCAUCGGGCCCAAAAAGAAUACUACGCUAAGAUUGUAGAGCGGUAUAUGGCCUUUUGUGCUCGCCACGCGAAUGAUUUGGAUGCUGCUUGGGCAUCUCUUCCAACCAGUGCGUCAACGGACGCCACUAAGAACCCCCCGGCUUCUCUUCCCCAGUCCAGCGCAAGCUCUUCGGGCCCAUCGCCGUCCGCAGAGCUAUCCAUACUCCUCCUUUCCCUUCGCAAGCUUCGUGAGGCGGUCUUGGCCACGGCGUCCACCGUCCCGGUGUCUUUCUCCCAGCAAGUUCAUGUGUUCUCGAUCAAACUUUCGAUCCAAGCCAAACAUCCACCUUCAUACUUCCCCUCCCUUCGCUACCUCCUGGAGCAUCUACAUUCACCGUCCCAUCCAAUGCCUGACUCAGAACUGAGGGAUCUCGUUUCAUAUCUGAUCCUUGACUACGCCUGCCGGCAGGACGACUUGCUGGCUGCUUUCGAGCAGCGUGCGCGAGCUCGUAGUCGAUUUGACUUCCAGUCGCAGACCGUUGAUCGUGUUCUCAGUUCCUUGGCGCAUGAUAAUUGGGUGGUGUUCUGGCAGGUCCGGAGGGAGGUGGAUUCCUCUAUACGCGCAGUGAUGGAUUGGGCUGAAGAUCGGAUCAGAAGACAUGCCCUUAAAGCCGUGGGCAAAGCUUACCUGAGCGUUGGUAUGCAGUGGAUCACGGAAGGCUGCACGGGAGACGACAGUUGGACAUGGGAGAAACUGGCGGAGACCGAAAAGCUUGGAUGGCAAAAGGAAGGCGACAUCAUUAUUAUUAGAAAGCCCAAGCAGAAACCCGAGAAGACCCUCGUACCAGUCAAAGAAAAUGCAUAA